This is a messenger RNA of Heteronotia binoei (common prickly gecko), 952 nucleotides long. It is a transcript of the gene TMEM147, whose product is annotated as transmembrane protein 147. Bases 87 to 764 code for a protein of 225 amino acids. Lineage: Eukaryota; Metazoa; Chordata; Lepidosauria; Squamata; Gekkonidae. The record is from RefSeq and is a predicted model, not a curated record. The transcript is spliced from 7 exons.
UUCCCAAGGAAUACCCAGGUGGUGCCAGGGGAGACGUUAACCACCUGGCUCGCACCUGAGCCUGGACCCAGCAGGCUGGCGCCGAGAUGACCCUCUUCCACUUUGGCAAUUGUUUUGCCCUGGCCUAUUUCCCCUAUUUCAUCACCUACAAGUGCAGCGGCCUGUCAGAGUACAACGCCUUCUGGAGAUGCGUCCAAGCCGGGGCCACCUACCUCUUUGUCCAGCUCUGCAAGAUGCUGUUUCUAGCAACGUUCUUUCCAACCUGGGAGGGCGGAGCAGGCGCCUACGACUUCAUUGGAGAAUUCAUGAAAGCCACAGUUGACCUGGCCGACCUGGUAGGGUUACACCUGGUGAUGUCCAGGAAUGCCGGGAAAGGGGAGUACAAGAUCAUGGUGGCUGCCAUGGGAUGGGCCACGGCUGAGCUCAUCAUGUCCCGGUGCAUCCCCCUCUGGGUGGGAGCUCGCGGCAUCGAGUUCGAUUGGAAAUACAUCCAGAUGAGCAUCGACUCCAACAUCAGCCUGGUCCAUUAUAUCGCCACGGCUGCUCUGGUGUGGAUGUUUACACGCUACGAUCUACCCAAACACUACCGCCUGCCUCUCACCUUCCUCCUGGGUGUCAGCGUCUACAAAGCCUUCUUCAUGGAAUCUUUUGUUCACGUUUUUCUGCUGGGCAGCUGGACGGCGCUCCUGGUCAAAGCAGUCAUCACCGGCCUCCUUUCCCUCAGCUCCCUGACACUCUUUGUCACUCUGGUGCACGGCAACUGAGGGGCGACCGCCUGCCUCUUUCCAGUUAGUGGAGCAGCCUCCCUGUCCAUCUAGGGGUGUUCAGCUGGGUCCCCGGAUGCCUGGGCAAUGCAUGGCUUGGUCCCGCCCACUGCGAGAGCAAUUCCAUCUUGGCGUCUACUCACUGACGACGACGAUAAUAAUAAACCCCCCUUCCUUGGUUUUUCCCA